Molecule: messenger RNA, 1125 nt
Organism: Dovyalis caffra
Lineage: Eukaryota; Viridiplantae; Streptophyta; Magnoliopsida; Malpighiales; Salicaceae
Source: the annotation of a GenBank genome assembly
AUGGGAGGUCACGUGAGCAAACGGCCAGCUGAGGCAUCAUCUUCUGCUAUCAAUCUCAACAACAAUUUACAAUACACAACUGAAUUGAGCUCCUAUGAGGCUGCUUGCCGGGUCGACAAGGACUUGCAGUCUUUUGAUACCACCCUCCAAGCUCGGACCAAUCAUGUCAUCAAUACUCUUGCUGUUGGUGUUGAAGUUCGUGCCCUUUCAUUUGAUUCAUUGAAGGAAGUCACAGGAUGCUUGUUGGAGAUGAACCAAGAGGUUGUCAAGGUUAUCUUGGAGUGCAAGAGAGAUAUAUGGAAGAAUCAAGAAUUGUUUGAGCUUGUUGAGGAGUAUUUUGAGAAUAGCCUGCAAACUUUAGAUUUCUGUGCUGCAUUGGAGAAGUGCCUAAAGCGUUCCCGCGAUAGCCAACUGCUGAUUCUUCUCGCACUUCAACAAUUCGAAGAGGAAAGUGAGACAGGAGGGAGUAGGUAUGUGAAGACCUUGGAGGAACUUAAGAAUUUCAAGGCAGCAGGUGAUCCUUUCACCGAGGAAUUCUUUCAAAUCUUUCAAUCUGUGUACAGGCAGCAGAUAAUGAUGCUUGAGAAGCUACAACUUAAGAAGAACAAGCUUGACAAGAAGCUCAAAUGCAUUCAUGCUUGGAGGAAGGUUUCAAGCAUAAUAUUUGUAGCUACUUUUGCUACAGUAUUAAUUUGCUCAGUUGUAGCUGCAGCUAUGGCUGCCCCUCCUGUUGCUGCUGCUCUUGCGGCGGCAUCAUCGAUCCCGUUAGGUUCAAUGGGGAAGUGGAUUGAUUCUCUGUGGAAGAAUUAUGAAAAUGCAUUGAAGGGACAGAAGGAGGUGAUUAGCACAAUGCAAGUUGGUACUUAUGUUGCCAUAAAAGACCUGGACACCAUUCGGGUUCUCAUCGAUCGCCUGGAGAUUGAGAUUGAAGCACUAAUGCAAACUACUGACUUUGCAAUUGAGCAUGAGGCUGUAAAGCUUGCAAUAGAGGAGAUCAAGAAGAAGCUGGGGGUGUUCAUGAAAAAUGUUGAGGAUUUGGGUGUACAAGCAGAUGCAUGUAGCCGUGAUAUCAGAAGGGCAAGGACUGUGGUUCUGCAAAGGAUCAUAAAAAAUCCCAACAACUAA